This is a messenger RNA of Strongylus vulgaris, 167 nucleotides long. The record is from the annotation of a GenBank genome assembly. Lineage: Eukaryota; Metazoa; Nematoda; Chromadorea; Rhabditida; Strongylidae.
AUGGCGGAUCCGCCAAAGUAUUUAGUAGAUGCGCAACCAAAUUAUGUUAGAUCAUCGGCUGAGAUUCCGCCAUCAGCUACUGGCAAUUCCGCCACGACUGCUGGCCAACAGCCGGCGACCACCAGAUGGUUCUCCAAUGAUGUGCAGGCCGGUGCGAGUGUUUGAGU